This is a messenger RNA of Trichobilharzia szidati, 1531 nucleotides long. Lineage: Eukaryota; Metazoa; Platyhelminthes; Trematoda; Strigeidida; Schistosomatidae. The record is from the annotation of a GenBank genome assembly.
AUGGUGCUUAAAGGUGCUAAGUGGACGGAACAAAUAAUAAAUUGUGGUGUGUAUGGCUUUUUACCAUGGAAUCCAGAAAAAGACUUAGAAAUACUUCCACUGGGUCAUAAUAUGCUCCUGACUCUUUACAACUUAGCUUUAUGCUUGAAUUUCUACGAACAAAUACCAUUCCUCUGUCCAUAUUUGUGUGUUGGUCGAAGUAUCCGAGGUAGCGAAGGUGUUGUGGAAACAGUCCCAGGAAAUCCUUGUGAAGCUGUUUCAGAAAGAAGUGAUAACGUCUGUAUGCAAACAAGAAACUGGGUUGACACUUUAUACAGUUUCUUUCAAAAACUAGCUGAUCCUCAAGAUUGGAAGAAUCAUCCUAAAUCGGCUGUAUCUCUUGGAUGGAUUGAUAAAGAAGCUGGUUAUGCAUGCAAAUGUUCUAAAGGCUUUGAAUGGGUCCACACUAGAAUGGAGUGUGUGCCAAGACGAAUGGUAAAGGACAGAUGCGAUUCUGCUGACAGUGGCUGUGAUUCAAAAAAUACUCUUUAUUGUAUAACAGAGAGGUCGACCGGUGGACACAGGUGUAUCUGCAAAGACGGAUAUACAGGUACAACAUGUAAAAGUGUAAUAGAUGCUUGUCAGAUGAAAAUCUUACGCUAUAGCUACGUGGAUCCAGUCACUGCGAAAAGAAAAGUUAAAAUAACUAGUGGUAAUGAAAUGUGUAAUGUGAAUAUGAGUGGAAGUCAGAUAUCUGGAAAUGAAAGCUCAUUGUGUAUACCAGUAGAAGGAACAAAUCAAUAUCGAUGUGAAUGUAAAGGGAGCUUUGUAGAAGAUACUCAUAUUAACUUACCAAACUGCAUGAAAAUUAUUGGAGCUUGUGACAGAAAAUUAUGUGUUCAUGGCAGUUGUGUUACUGCAGAGCAUUCACGUGAUGUUGCGGUUUGUGUAUGCAAUCCAGGUUAUGAUGGACCAUCAUGUACUCAUAAGAUUGACCAUUGGAGUGUCUGGUCUGAAUGUUUACCAGUAUGUGGACAAAACCGGACGCGAAAAAGAAGACGCUUUGCUCACCUCGAAGAGGCGCGCUCAGAAUCGUCUGGAUAUUACAGUUCACCGGAAAUUUAUCAAACUUCAACCUAUAAAGAAAAGACACCAAACGUUAGAGAAAUUAUACAAGUUGAAGUCUGUCCACCACGUGUCAAAAGCCAGUGUCCACAAGUUCAAGCCUCACCUGAACACAAAGUUUUCAUCAAUCAUAUUGGUUUAUUGACAUUACAGUCAGCUUUAAAUAUGUCAAUUUUCAUUAUGAUCAUUUUUUUGGGUGUAGCGGCGUUUAUAGCCCGCAUAGUUCGUGGAAGAUUCUAAAACUAUUCUGUAACUAUUCUGCUGUAACUAUUUAGAUUUCCUUAUUUAUUGUGUUACGCAGUUUUUGAAGUUUUGCACUGAUUGUCUUCUGUUUUUCCCAAAUAUAAAAGUUCUCCGAAGGAAAUAGUGAAUGAACUCACCUAUAAUCUGAUUAUGUAUUAAUGAAAAAGUGUUUUUGGAAAAGUUU